AGUGUCAUCCCUUUUUGAAACAGCUGAAAACACGAGGAGCAGAUUUUAAAAUAUUGUAACGAAAUACAUUUAAAAUCCCCUAAAAAGCACAGGCCGAAAAAUGAAGAACAAGGUGGAUAAAAUCACAACCAACGGUAAAGAGGCGAAAAAAAUCGUUCAACAAAAACGAAAACACACAAAUACUCUUAAAACCGACGAGGAUGUGGAAACGAAACCACCAGCCAAGAUUCCCAAGGUUUCAAAAAAGAAGCCAUCGGAGCAAGAAGAAAAGGAGAACACUCCGAGCAAUGCUCCCCUAAAGGUGUCACAGAUCAACAAAGCCGUUUUCGCUGUGUUUAAAAAAAUUCAGGACAGCCAGCCAACUGAAAAGACGAUCAAUUCGCUGGUGGUACUGCUGCGCGAUGACACGAAUGACGAACAGCGCACUGCCACUACUUGCUAUGUACUCAAGCGUUUGAUUCGCUCAACAGGAGCAGAUAACAUCCAGGCAGUGGCCGUAGCCGCCGGCUACUUAACCUGCAUCCUAAGAGCCACUCUCUCCAUCGAUGCCCUGGAGGUUUUAGAGACCUUAAAGCAAGAUCUGGCAGUUGGUAGCUCACUAAGGGGCAAGGAGGACUCACUGGCCGCAGUGGGCCAAUUGGUCACUGUUUUUUGCGUACUACGAACGGUGCAGUUCGCGGAGACCAGGCCAAAACCCCUGGCAAAAGUCUGGGAAGUCCUGGUGGAACACCUAAAGGGGAAGGAGUACCUGGUGUCAAUAUCUGCGAAUAUUCUCGCAGAUAGCUUCGUUCGUAUAACAACGGCCGAAUUCGAGGAGCUUCUGUGGCCGCUUCUGCAACCCCAAAUAAAGAAGCCACUAAGUGACUUAAAGGUGAAUACAUUUGAUCUUUUGUUGGCCGUGCAUCUGAACUUUCCAACAAUUCUGGGACGAGAGGAACUUAUUGCCAGCUUGUGGCCGAAGAAACCACAGUACGGCCAGCUUUUCGAGCUUUAUAUCUCGGGGUCCACCAUUUACACUUCUGAUGUGUACUCCAGAUUAGCAAUAUUCCUGGCCAAUGGCGGAAAAGACCUACUCGCUGCUUGGCAGCAGUUUAUCGACUCCAAGCAGCCGCUUAAAUUGAAUGCAGCCAAGGCCUGUGUUAUUCAAGUACUGGGAAACUUACUUCUCAAGAUGAAGAAUAAGGAAGCCCAACUAAUUUUUGAUGUUUUCACACCCACCUGUGUGCAGUUUCUGCUGCAAGAACUGUCAAUCGCUAAAGGGGACAAAAGCGAAACUAAGAAACGCUCCCAAAAAGAACUGCGUGAAAUUUGCUUCAAGUUCGAGGGAUGCCUGCUUUUUAGUUUCGAGAAGCAGUUACAAAGCGACGAGGUCAAGCUGCAGCUGCUGCUCAAGUUGUUUGACCAAAAACUGCAGUUGGACUCGGUCAUUAGCAUGCCUCGUUUCAGCCAUCAGCUGAUUAAUCAGUUGGGUGUCGAGAGUCUUCAGAAGCUCUACGAUUACUACACCAAGCUGCUGGGCUCUUUAGAGGACACAGAUAAAGUGAGCCUAAUGCACUGCCUAAACCAGAUGCAGUUCAUCUUGCAGCACUCAAAACUCGAUCAGGAAGUCAAGUGGCGUACGAAGCAGUUGCGUUUCUUGAUUCUCGCUAGCCUGUUCCACUUGGAUGCCGCCGGAAAACCAUGUGAGGCCGCUAAAGCCAGCGCUUUCAGUCGCCAUUGCUCGGCUCGAUGUGAGGAGAUCUUUAUGGGUUCCUUGGUGCACAAGUGCUCGGGUUUGGCAGCUCUGUGCCAGCUUCUUAACAAGACAUUGAGUUUUCUUAACAAAGAGCUAGGUAAACCGGGUGCGGAGAGCAAAUUGCGCUCACCAAGAGAUGAGGCUCUCAAAAAACCGUGGGAAACGGUGGAAAAACUGCUGGCGAAGCCCAGUGAUGAAACGGAUGUCCUUGGCCUAUCCUUCGAGGCACUUAUCCUGUUCGUUUCUUUGGCCCUGUGCACAAAGAGUACCCUAUCCGUUGCCGUGUUAGAGGAUUUGAUCAUCUGUCGGAAAAGUGCGCUUAAAAAGAGCAAGAAAGACGCUAACGAAGAGCUUAAGUGGCAAGAUGUGCUAACGGAUGCCCUGCUACAGUUGCUCUUGCAAACAGGUCAUUUCUGGCGCGAGUUUGUUAACCUAGUGGCCGACUCCUUGAUUCCCCACCUGGAGCCUGCUAACCUUGAGCAGGUUCUUGAGGUGCUUAACAUGAACAGAAAUCCCUUGAGCAAGAAAGACGAAGGAGAGGAAGAAGAGGAAAGCGAUGAGGAAAUGGAGGAGCAGUCGGAAGCUUCCAGCGAUGAUUCGGACAGCGCAGACGAUGAUGAUGAGGAUGAGAUGGAUGUUGAUGAUGAGGAUGGCCCGACAAAUUUGGAUCUGAUUCGCGAAAGUGUUCGUCAGGCAUUAGUUAGCAAUGGCGAAGCCGAUGAAGAUGGCGCCAGCAGUGUGGAUUGGAACGAUGUUGAUGAGGAGCAGGGUGAACGCUUAAAUGCUGCUCUCGAGCGAUCUUUUCAGGCGUUCCGACCCCAGUCACGCAAAGCCAAGGCCAAGGAGCGCCCCACCAAAUCGGAGCGCAUCGAUAACACUAGUCUACUGCACUUCCGCAUUCGCGCCUUGGAUUUGCUUGAACUUUUUAUCACCAAGAAACCAACUCAAUCUGUAAUCCUAGACGUAUUACUCUGCGUCUUCCAGGUGUACCGUCAUUGCAGCGGCGAUACCAAACUUCAAUCGCUACGAGAAGCUAGCUUAAAGCUGCUUAAGAAGCUGCUUGCGAAGAACAUUGAUUUUGAAGCAAACCAGGACAGGACGCCUAUUCUGGAGGCCAUUGAGCAACUGAUGUCCACUGGGGAUGAGCAGUCGGAGGAGGACCACGAGGGCAGCAAGCAAACCAUUAACCGACAGGCCAAGGCAGAGGCCACAAUUUGGAGGGAUAAGUGCUUCGCCUACUUGGUCAGUCAAGGUUCGACAGCUGGGGACCCCAAAGACAGUGCCGUUUGGCCUUUGCUCGUCGAGUUCCUGGAAUUGUGGGCGACCAAUCGUCGUAGUCGCCUAUCGCUGGCCAGUUACGAGGCCCUAUUCCAGGCUGGUCAAUGGAAGGGAAUUGCUCCAUUGUCGGUGGUUUUGGCAUCCCAUUUGGAUAUACAGAAAACCCGCAGCUUCCGCCGCGGGCAGAUUUUAAAGCUUCUAAGUAAGCAGUUUCGCCGGCUGGAAACCGCUCUGAACGAUAACACCAAGGCAUCCAACGAAUUUGAAAAGCAACUGGCCAGAUAUGUGGAGCAACUAGAGGCGGAGUCUGGCCAUCUUACAGAACUAAAUUUGCUGCAAAAGAUUCUGGCCCAGGGUGGCCAAAAGCGGCAGAAGCUGUUGGAGAAGGUGAACGCUCUGGCCAAAAAGCCUCACCCGGAGAAAAAGACAGCUAUUCAGACGAAUCUAAAUAAGAAACAGGCAGCAGCGAAGGAGCCAGAGAACGUCACAAAGAAGGACAAGUCCAAGAAGACCAACAAAAAAGCUGCAAAAAAUAAUUAAAGGCGCUACAUAUAUAAAGCAGCUUAAUAUUAAAAUAACACUAAGUUUACCAUCUUAGGGACUACUUGCUGUUAAAUGCUAAAUUAGUGUUGAAGCGAGCAUACAAUAAACUAAAACAAGCCAGGUA
This is a messenger RNA of Drosophila ficusphila, 3680 nucleotides long. RefSeq names its product myb-binding protein 1A (gene Mybbp1A). Gene Ontology annotation, molecular function: RNA binding; transcription corepressor activity; sequence-specific DNA binding. Bases 101 to 3553 code for a protein of 1150 amino acids. Lineage: Eukaryota; Metazoa; Arthropoda; Insecta; Diptera; Drosophilidae. The transcript is spliced from 4 exons. Gene Ontology annotation, cellular component: nucleolus. Gene Ontology annotation, biological process: regulation of DNA-templated transcription. The record is from RefSeq and is a predicted model, not a curated record.